AUGUUCCGGCACUGGGUCCUUCGAGCCUCCAGCGUCUUGACGCACCGGCGAAUGCACUCCCGGUUUUGCGACAUCCUCGAGAACAUCCUCGACGAGCUGCAUUGGAGGUACCAGGGAAUCGAUCAAUGGAUUACCACGCCAGCCCAAGCGGCUCGGGCGAAGAAGUCGGCACUGAGGGCGGCCGAGGAGAUAACGAACCUGAUCCUGGACGAGAGUAUCAGAGAGAUCCGGACCGACGAAACUCGACCGCCAGGGGAUCAGUGGUACUUUGUGACGCUGAACGAGAUUCCCGAGGCUCUCUGGACUAAGCCAAGAUAG
Messenger RNA from Penicillium argentinense, 318 nucleotides. RefSeq lists its product as uncharacterized. The transcript has a single exon. Lineage: Eukaryota; Fungi; Ascomycota; Eurotiomycetes; Eurotiales; Aspergillaceae. The coding region runs from base 1 to 318 and encodes 105 amino acids. The record is from RefSeq and is a predicted model, not a curated record.